AUGGUAAGAUCUUCAAGCUCAGAACGGGUGGUAGCUGUGUGGAAUAAACUUCCUCAGACCGUUGUCCACGCUCCUUCCAGAACCCAGUUCGAAGCACUAGUGGACACUUAUUUAUCCGCUGAACGGCGAGAACAGAACCGGCCCGGGAAAUUCGGCCAAAAGCUCCGAUUUUGUGCAUCAAUCCGUGACCAAUCAGGACCCAGCUCACUGGGUUGGGAGCACUUUUCAACCCCUUUUCACUCGAACCCUCGCGCUUGUAAGAUUACUGCCCCGCACUGUGAACUUAAAGAACGGUGCUACACUCUUUUCGUGCUUGUAAUUCCAGGCGAACGGAAGCCUCUUAACGACAAGCAGAAACCCGACCCGAGGAGUUUGGGCGAAAGCCUCGAUUAUAUGUAUUAUUCCUUGAAUCCGAAUGGGUUGUUGAUCUCGCCAGCUAAAGUGGGUGAGUCUGUAAACAUUCAACACAAAUACAACCAAUAUACACAUACCACCAUAACCAAUUUUCCUCUUUGUCCAUUCGGUGGCUGCGCCAAGACCCAGUCCGACUGGCGACCACGCCAGGAUGGUUACCGCACACAGAGUAGACCUGCCACAAAGAUCCUGGCUCUUCAUAUGUGCAUACAGGCCUCAGAGCUAGCACGUUGCUCACUCACACACAGUAGACGCAGCCCCGGAUACAUCAAACCCUGCACGCGCUCACCAGCUUAA
This is a messenger RNA of Opisthorchis viverrini, 711 nucleotides long. RefSeq lists its product as hypothetical. NCBI's taxonomy places the organism in Eukaryota, Metazoa, Platyhelminthes, Trematoda, Opisthorchiida, Opisthorchiidae. The transcript is spliced from 4 exons. The record is from RefSeq and is a predicted model, not a curated record. The coding region runs from base 1 to 711 and encodes 236 amino acids.